UCUGAAUGUUACUAAUAAAAAGUAUUGAAGUAUGAUGUCUAAACCUGUGUAACAGUAAACAUAAAAUUUUUGUGUUUAAAAAAAUCGAUGUGUGUUUAACAAAUUAACGUUUGACCUCAGGGCGCCAAAUAAUAAUUUUGCGCUCUUUUGAGGCUACUUCGUGUCAUUUUGUACAUAUUAAUUCUCAAAGAUUGACUCCGUGUGGGGUUGGGCUUCGCCCCCGCUGCGAUUGCAGCUGGGUAACUCGCGCGGACACAAGAGGAUGGGGGAGGGCGGGGGCUCGCCGGGCGGCGGCGCGCGGCUGUCGCACACAUCGGAGAAGCACCCGCGCGCCAUCCUCGGCGAGCUGUCGGCGCUGCGCCGCCACCGCGAGCUCUGCGAUGUAGUCCUCAAUGUCGCCAACAGAAAGUUAUUUGCACACAGAGUGAUCCUGUCAGCAUGCAGCCCGUACUUCCGCGCUAUGUUCACGGGCGAGCUGGCGGAGUCGCGCGCCACCGAGGUGACCAUCCGCGACGUGGACGAGCAGGCCAUGGAGCAGCUCGUCGAGUUCUGCUAUACCGCACAUAUCGUCGUCGAGGAGAGCAAUGUGCAGGCGCUACUGCCGGCGGCGUGCCUGCUGCAGCUGCAGGAGAUCCAGGACGUGUGCUGCGAGUUCCUCAAGCGGCAGCUCGACUGCUCCAACUGCCUCGGCAUCCGCGCCUUCGCGGACACGCACUCCUGCCGCGAGCUGCUGCGCAUCGCCGACAAGUUCACACAGCAGAACUUUCCAGAGGUGAUGGAGAGCGAGGAGUUCCUGCUGCUGCCGGCGGCGCAGCUGAUCGACAUCGUGUCCUCGGACGAGCUGAACGUGCGCUCGGAGGAGCAGACCUUCCAGGCCGUCAUGUCCUGGGUGAAGUACAACGUGGCGGAGCGCCGCCAGCACCUCGCGCAGGUGCUCCAACACGUGCGUCUCCCGUUGCUGAGUCCCAAGUUCCUGGUGGGCACGGUGUCCUCGGAGCUGCUGAUCCGCUCAGACGACGCCUGCCGGGACCUGCUCGACGAGGCCAAGAAUUACCUGCUGCUGCCGCAGGAGCGCCCGCUCAUGCAAGGACCCCGCACGAGGCCCAGGAAGCCCAGCAGACGAGGGGAGGUGCUGUUCGCGGUGGGGGGGUGGUGCUCGGGCGACGCGAUAGCCUCAGUGGAGCGCUUCGACCCGCAGAGCGCGGAGUGGAAGAUGGUGGCGCCGAUGUCGAAGCGGCGCUGCGGAGUGGGCGUGGCCGUGCUGCACGAGCUGCUGUACGCGGUGGGGGGACACGACGGACAGAGCUACCUCAACAGCAUCGAGCGCUACGACCCGCAGACCAACCAGUGGUGCGGGGCGGUGGCGCCCACGUCCUCGUGUCGCACGUCGGUGGGCGUGGCGGUGCUGGACGGCGCGCUGUACGCGGUGGGCGGACAGGACGGCGUGCAGUGUCUCAACCACGUCGAGCGCUACGACCCCAAGGAGAACCGGUGGACGAAGGUGGCGUCUAUGACGACGCGGCGACUGGGGGUGGCGGUGGCGGUGCUGGGCGGACACCUGUACGCCGUGGGGGGGUCGGACGGUCAGGCGCCGCUCAACUCGGUGGAGCGCUACGAGCCUCGCGCCAACAAGUGGACGCCGGUGGCGCCGAUGUCCACGCGCCGCAAACACCUCGGCUGCGCCGUCUACGACGGACAGAUCUACGCGGUCGGCGGCCGAGAUGACUGCACCGAGCUCUCCUCCGCCGAGAGGUACGAGCCGGCGACGGACACGUGGUCGCCGGUGGUGGCGAUGACGUCGCGGCGCAGCGGCGUCGGUCUCGCCGUCGUCAACGGUCAGCUGUACGCCGUCGGAGGCUUCGACGGCACCGCAUAUCUCAAAUCCAUCGAGGUGUUCGACCCCGAGUCGAACCAGUGGCGGCUGUGCGGCGCCAUGAACUACCGGCGACUGGGCGGCGGCGUCGGCGUCAUGCGCGCGCCGCACCACGACAACCACUACAUAUGGAAUCGCAAAGACUCGGUGGUGUGAGGCGGCCCCCGCCCCCGCCCCCGCCCCCCUCGCUCUAAGUCGUU
Messenger RNA from Papilio machaon (common yellow swallowtail), 2073 nucleotides. RefSeq names its product kelch-like protein diablo (gene dbo). Gene Ontology annotation, molecular function: protein binding. The transcript has 13 exons. Bases 263 to 2029 code for a protein of 588 amino acids. The record is from RefSeq and is a predicted model, not a curated record. Lineage: Eukaryota; Metazoa; Arthropoda; Insecta; Lepidoptera; Papilionidae.